Capsicum annuum is the source of this 1235-nucleotide messenger RNA. RefSeq names its product (DL)-glycerol-3-phosphatase 2. Gene Ontology annotation, molecular function: sn-glycerol 3-phosphatase activity. Gene Ontology annotation, biological process: glycerol biosynthetic process. The record is from RefSeq and is a predicted model, not a curated record. Lineage: Eukaryota; Viridiplantae; Streptophyta; Magnoliopsida; Solanales; Solanaceae. The transcript is spliced from 6 exons. The coding region runs from base 261 to 1004 and encodes 247 amino acids.
UUUCAAUACUUUUAUUCAAAUACAUAAUUAUUAAUUUUUAAAAUAAAUUCAAUACUUACAAAAAUAUUUUUAAAGAACUUUUAAAAGUCACUUUUUAUAUUUGUCAAACACAAUUUAACUUUAAUUUUAACUUUUAACUCCAGAAAAUUAUAAUUUUUGUGGCAAAACGGGCUUAAUUCAUUGUACCUUUUUCAAAUUAAGCGUAGUGGCUUACAAACAUAUAAGCUUUCAGAUCUCCCGAAUCUGAAAGUAAUUCAAAUAUGGCGAAUCAAGGCAUGAAUGAUGCUUCACCUGCAAGAAAAGGCGCAAUCACUCAUGUUAUCUUUGACAUGGACGGUCUUCUUCUAGACACCGAGAAAUUCUAUACAGAGGUCCAGGAGAUUAUACUUGCUAGGUAUAAUAAGUCUUUUGAUUGGUCACUCAAGGCAAAGAUGAUGGGCAAGAAGGCUAUAGAGGCUGCCAGGGUCUUUGUUGAAGAGACAGGAAUAAGUGAUUCACUUUCAGCUGAAGAUUUUCUUGUAGAGAGAGAGGAGAUGUUGCAGAAAAUGUUUCCCACAAGUGACCUCAUGCCAGGGGGCAGCCGCCUGAUUCAUCACCUUCAUGAAAAUGGGAUACCAAUGUGUGUUGCUACGGGUACUCACAAGCGGCAUUUUGAUUUGAAAACUCAAAGACACAGUAAACUUUUUUCGCUGAUGCAUCAUAUUGUUCGUGGUGAUGAUCCAGAAGUUAAACAAGGGAAGCCAUCACCUGAUAUAUUCCUUGCAGCUGCAAACAGAUUUGAGGGUGGACCAGUAGACCCGCAGAGGAUUCUCGUAUUUGAAGAUGCACCCUCUGGUGUCCUUGCGGCCAAGAAUGCCGGAAUGUCAGUGGUUAUGGUUCCAGAUGCAAGGCUGGAUAGCUCGUAUCAUCAAGUCGCUGAUCAGGUUUUGAGUUCUUUAUUUGAGUUCAGCCCAGCCGAUUGGGGAUUGCCUCGAUUUGAAAAUGCAUCAACCAAACUAUAUUAGUUUAGUUUGAUCAUGAUCCUUAAGUUCCCAAUAGCGCCUUUUAUGAGUUCAAAAUUCGGACUUUUGGGUUUCGCCUCAGUUGUUAUUCAUAGAAUAUUCAGCUCUACUUAUUAUUUUAGAUACUGAAGGUUCACUUUAUGUUGAAAUGAAGAAUCUGAGGAUUUAUUGUAUUGCAACUCAUGUAUGCCCGCAUGAUAUUUCUUCUGAUAUGGUAAAACUACAUUCUCCCAA